AUGUAUAAUUCUCGAGAUAAUAACGCCCACCCCGAGGCGAGGCCUUUCAUGCAACAAAACCACCGCGGCCACUACCCGCCACAAUACUGGUCUGCCAGGACACCCUCACAACAAUCAUCCACACCAAACACUCUUCGUCCUUACCACGCGACGGGAAGGCAUUAUGAAAGCGUAGAGGAAGACGACUCCAGCCCCCAGGAAACCCUCUCCCCGCCGCCCUCCUUCGUCCCUCACGCGCCGUCGCCCCCGUCUCAGCAGCGGCCGCCCGCCCAUCUCCAAAACUUCAGCCGUCCUCCGGAGCAGCAGCAGUUUCCCGCCCCGGUGGUUAUGAGCAGCAACAUGUUCUCCAACAACCAAGACCCCUACACCUCCCAGCCGGCCGUCCGCUUCAACGAGGCCCAGCUCGCCAUGGACGAGGUCACCAACCGCACCCGCGCAAAGGGCUUCCGCGACGAGCUCACCAUCGCCGCCAACGGCUCCGUCACCCCGGGCGUCGACGACACCCCUUAUAUCCAGUACGCCCUCGAGGCCCUGACCCGCGAGCACGGCCACAACUUCUCGCCCCCGUCCAGCGUGCCCUCGCCAGCCGACAACAACAACCACAACAGCAACGGCUACUACCGCGCCGCCGGCUACCUCCCGGACGACCUCCAGGACCAGAGCCCCCAGAUCAGUGGCGACCCCGACACCGGCUUCCAGCCCAUGGCCCCGGCCCUCACCCGCAACUCGAUGCAGCGCCCCCCGUCCCAGCAGCAGCAGCCCGGCCGCAUGUCCCUCGGCACCCGCAUCAUGUCGCCGCCGCAGUCCGCCGACUCACGGUACCGCCCGAGCGAGGACCAGAGGCUGCUCGGCGCAGAGCCGUCGUUGAAGUGGCUGCCUAUCAGCGAGAAGGAGUCGGUGUUCCCGGGUAUGACCAAGCUGGAUACUGUUGACGAGUCUCGCGAAUUGUACCCCCGUCUCACCUACAAGCCCGCAAUUUUGCGGCUCCCGUCGAUGAUCGUGCUCAUGGUCCUCUGCAUCCUGAUGAUCGCCGCCCUCAUGCUCGCAGCCAUCUACUCCCCGAUCCAGCCCGGCCUGCUCACCUACGGCGAGACCAUCUACAGCGCAAAGUACUUCCUCUUCCGCAUCCUCCCCCAACUCUUUGCCACCGUCAUCUUCGUCUACGCCCAGUGCGUGACGGCCGCCACCCUGCGCAUCCUCCCGUUCGCCGCCAUGGCCGAGGACGAACCCCUCAAGCGCCGCAACGCCCUCUUCCAGAACCUCUACCCCAAGACCUUCCUCCUCCCCCAGCUCGCCGGGCCCGUCCACGUCAAGAUCGCGCUGGCCAUCCUCUGGCUCUCCGCCUUCACCAUCCCCCUCGCCAGCGCUUCCUUCACCGUGAUCCACACCGAGGUCUGGUACUGGACCGCCGUCCAGGGCACCAUCUGGGCCCUCGUCGGCCUCUACUUCCUCGUCAUCACCGCCCUCCUCCUCCUCGCCCUCUACUGGCGCAACCGCGUCACCGGCCUCAUGUGGGACCCCCGCUCCAUCGCCGACUUCUCCUUCAUGAUCAGCAAGUCAAACACCCGCGACUCCUACCGCGGCUCCGAGGUCGCCGAGGACCGCGCCCACCUCCGCCACAUCCUCCGCAACCGCAUGGUCGACCGCCUCGGCUACUGGAUGACCGACUCCAGCAACAACACAAACUCCAACGAGGCCCCCUGGUACGGCCUCGGCACCGAGCACUCCCAGGGCCAGCUGCCCCACGACCUUCACUACGACACCAAGAACGAGUCCGACCGCCGCUCCAUCACCUCCAACCUCAUCGUCGACGGCCACGGCGACGACUACAUCCGCACCUUCUACCUCCCCUGGUGCCUCCGCACCUCCCCCGUGCUCUUCUUCGUCGUCGCCGCCACCGUCCUCCUCGCCGCCCUCUACGUCGUCUCCUUCCUCCACGCCACCGCCCUCGUCAACGGCUUCGACCCCCGCCUCCCUGCCGCCCCGGGCCCCGGCGCCUUCUCCCCCGCAAACUUCCUCUACUCCUUCGUCCCCUCCCUCGUCGGCCUGCUCCUCUACCUCGCCUUCCAGUCCCUCGACCUGCACCUCCGCAUCCUCCAGCCCUGGGCCGAUCUCGGCGCAAAAGACGGCUCGCCCGCCUCCCGCUCCGUCCUCGCAGACUACGCCGCCUGCCUCCCCCUUCAAACCACCCUCCACGCCCUGCGCAACCGCCACUACCGCGUCGCCGCCAUCUCCCUCACCACAUCCCUCCUCGCCUUCCUCCCCGCCAUGGCCGGCGCCCUCUUCAUGGCCCUCACCGCCGUUCCCGAGGGCGGCGUGCGCAUGUUCCCCGUCGUCCCCGUCUUCGCCGUCAUCCUCGCCCUGCUCUCCCUCUACCUCUGCGCCCUCGUCUCCCUGCUCUUCGGGCGGAACUACUACCGCCUCCCCCACGCCGUCACCUGCCCCGCCGAGGUCUUCUCCUUCCUCGCCAACGAGGACAACGCCUCCGACCCCGUCUUCCGCUCGCCCACCCCGCCCCGCGCAAAGUCCGACCUGCGCGACCGCCUCGGCGCCGGGCCCGCGUCCGCGCAGAGCACGUGGAUGUUCGGCUACUGGCCCGGCCGCGACGAGCGCCGUCUUGGUGUGAGGCGGCAGAAGCGGUUCACGGAGCGCAAGUCCUUCCACGAGAGGAUGCCCCUCCGCGCCGGCCUAUGA
This is a messenger RNA of Colletotrichum siamense, 2694 nucleotides long. RefSeq lists its product as uncharacterized. Bases 1 to 2694 code for a protein of 897 amino acids. The transcript is spliced from 2 exons. The record is from RefSeq and is a predicted model, not a curated record. Lineage: Eukaryota; Fungi; Ascomycota; Sordariomycetes; Glomerellales; Glomerellaceae.